Gymnodraco acuticeps is the source of this 4249-nucleotide messenger RNA. Its product is annotated as sodium channel protein type 4 subunit alpha-like. NCBI's taxonomy places the organism in Eukaryota, Metazoa, Chordata, Actinopteri, Perciformes, Bathydraconidae. The record is from RefSeq and is a predicted model, not a curated record. Gene Ontology annotation, molecular function: voltage-gated sodium channel activity. Gene Ontology annotation, biological process: membrane depolarization during action potential; sodium ion transmembrane transport; neuronal action potential. Gene Ontology annotation, cellular component: plasma membrane; axon; voltage-gated sodium channel complex.
GCGUUCGAGGACGUGCACCUUCAUCAGUGGCCUCUGUUAAAGAAGGUUCUUCAUCGAGCCGAUCAGCUGUUCACCCUCCUCUUCCUCAGCGAGAUGCUCCUCAAGUGGAGCGCCUUCGGACUGAGCAAGUACUUCAGAGACGGCUGGUGCUGCCUCGACUUCCUGGUCCUCCACGUGUUCCUGGUGUCUCUCGGGGUUGAGAUCUUUGGGUUCGGUUCUCUCGGGUUCUUCCUGUUUCUGAGGAGCCUCCGAGCUCUGGGGCCCCUGAGGAUCCUGUCUCACUUCCAGGGCGUGAGGGUGGUGGUUCUCUCUCUGCUGGGGGGGGGCCCGGCCCUGCUGCUGGUUCUGUUGGUGGUUCUGCUGGUUCUGCAGCUUUUCAGCAUGUUGGGCGUGAACCUAUUUGCGGGGAAGUUCUUCUUCUGUAUUAACGAGACGUCAGAUGAGGUGUUUCCAGCUCGCGAGGUGGACAACCGGACGGAGUGCAUGUUCCUGAUGUACGAGAACCACUCCGUCCAAUGGAGGAACCAUGAGUUGAACUAUGACAACGUGCUGAGUGGUCACCUGUCGCUGCUGCACCUGGGCGCGGCAGCAUCCGACUUGGGCGUCGUAUUCUCAGCGGUGGACUGGCCGGUCUAUGAGACCCAACUCCUCGCCUACCUGUACUACGUACUCUUCAUCAUCAUCAGCUCCUUCUUUACCUGCAACCUCUUCAUCAGAGUCUUCAUCAACCACCUGCAGAGACACAAGUCAGGGAAACAGCUGUUCUCCACAGAGCAGCAGCAGAGAUGGAUCGAGUCUCUGAAGAACCGAGUUCUGAGACCUGCCAGACCUGUUCCCCGACCUCAGAACUGCCUCCAGGCCUGCCUGCUGGACCUGGUGUCCUCCUUGUGGUUUGAGGUCCUGGUCGUGGUGGUGAUCUGCAUGAACCUGGUGUCCCUGAUGAUUGAAGAGUAUCAGAUGAGUAAUUACACUGAGGAAGUUCUUCAUUAUCUGUACCUGGUGGUCCUGGUCCUCUACCUGCUGGAGUUCAUCCUGAAGGUCACUGCGCUCAGAAAAUACUAUUUCACCAACGCCCUCAACGUGCUGGACUUCCUGGUGCUGAUUAUGUCCAUCCCAGGUCUUUUUGCGGACAUUUGGACAUUGUAUUUCUUCUCUCCCUCGAUUAUCUUCAUGCUGCGAGUGACUCGUGUUUUCCGUGUCCUCUGCUGGGAUCCGAGUAUCAGGAAGCUGCUUUUGUCCUUCAUGAUGUCACUUCCUGCCCUGUUGAACCUCGGCCUCCUUUUCCUCCUCCUCAUCUUCACGUCAUCCAUCUUCGGCAUGUUGAGCUUCCCCUUCGUGAGGAAGCAGGGGAUGAUGGACGACAUGUUUAACUUUGAGACGUUUGGCAGCAGCCUGAUCUGUGUGUUGAUGAUCUCCUCUUCUGCUUCGUGGGGGGGUAUGCUGGGUCCCUUAAUGAAGACUUCACCUGACUGUGACCCCGACACCCUGAACCCGGGAUCCUUCAUCCGAGGAGACUGCGGCUCCCCAGCCCUCGCCAUCGUCUUCUUCAUCGUAAACAUCUACCUGGGCUACCUGCUGGUGGUCAACAUGUACAUCGCCGUCAUCCUAGAGGUCUUCGGCCCCGAGGAGAACCAGACGCUGAGCGACCAACACCUCCUGAACUUCUGCAAAACCUGGAGGAAGUUCGACCCAGAGAGCUCGCAGUUCAUUAAGUACAGCGAGCUGUCAGAUCUCUGCGACGCUCUGCAGGAUCCUCUCAGGAUUCCCAAACCAAACAGCCUCCGACUGACGAGCAUGGACCUUCCUCUGCAGGCUGGAGACCAGAUGCUCUGCCAGGACGUCCUGCUGGCCCUCGCUGCACAGGUGUGCACUGAGUCCAAAUGCUCUCUCCGAGCCCGACUGGAGGAAAAGUUUCCCUCGAAGGUGUCCUGUGGACCAAUCAGCAGCACCCUGCAGAGGAAACAGGAAGAGGUGGCGGCGGCUGUGAUACAGAGAGCGUUCAGGAAACACGCCGCCGCAAAACCCUGAAGACUCCAGCUCCAGGACCCUGAAGACUCCAGCUCCAGGACCCUGAAGACUCCAGCUCCCAAACCCUAAAGACUCCAGCUCCCAGACCCUAAAGACUCCAGCUCCCAGACACUGAAGACUCCAGCUCCCAGACACUAAAGACUCCAGCUCCCAGACCCUAAAGACUCCAGCUCCAGACCCUAAAGACUCCAGCUCCCAGACCCUAAAGACUCCACCUCCCAGACCCUAAAGACUCCACCUCCAGACCCUAAAGACUCCAGCUCCCAGACCCUAAAGACUCCAGCUCCCAGACCCUAAAGACUCCAGCUCCGAGACCCUAAAGAAUCCAGCUCCCAGACCCAAAAUAAUCCAGCUCGCAGACCCUAAAGACUCCAGCUCCCAGACCCUAAAGACUCCAGCCCCAGACCCUAAAGACUCCAGCUCCCAGACCCUAAAGACUCCAGCUCCCAGACACUAAAGACUCCAGCUCGCAGACCCUAAAGACUCCAGCUCCCAGACCCUAAAGACUCCAGCUCCAGACCCUAAAGACUCCAGCUCCAGACCCUAAAGACUCCAGCUCCCAGACCCUAAAGACUCCACCUCCAGACCCUAAAGACUCCAGCUCCCAGACCCUAAAGACUCCAGCUCCCAGACCCUAAAGAAUCCAGCUCCCAGACCCAAAAUAAUCCAGCUCGCAGACCCUAAAGACUCCAGCUCCCAGACCCUAAAGACUCCAGCUCCCAGACCCUAAAGACUCCAGCUCCCAGACCUUAAAGUUUCCAGCUCCCAGACCCUAACGACUCCAGCUCCCAGACCAUAAAGACUUCAGCUCCCAGACCCUAAAGACUCCAGCUCGCAGACCCCUAAAGACUCCAACUCCCAGACCCCAAAGACUCCAGCUCCAGGACCCUAAAGACUCCAGCUCCCAGACCCUAAAGACUCCAGCUCCAAGACCCUAAAGACUCCAGCUCCCAGACCUUAAAGUUUCCAGCUCCCAGACCCUAACGACUCCAGCUCCCAGACCAUAAAGACUUCAGCUCCCAGACCCUAAAGACUCCAGCUCGCAGACCCCUAAAGACUCCAACUCCCAGACCCCAAAGACUCCAGCUCCAGGACCCUAAAGACUCCAGCUCCCAGACCAUAAAGACUUCAGCUCCCAGACCCUAAAGACUCCAGCUCGCAGACCCCUAAAGACUCCAACUCCCAGACCCCAAAGACUCCAGCUCCAGACCCUAAAGACUCCACCUCCCAGACCCUAAAGACUCCAGCUCCAAGACCCUAAAGACUCCAGCUCCCAGACCCUAAAGACUCCAGCUCCCUGACCCUAAAGACUUCAGGUCCCAGACCCUAAAGACUCCAGGUCCCAUACCCUAAAGACUCCAGCUCCCAGACCCUAAAGACUCCAGCUCCCAGACCCUAAAUAUUCCAGCUCCAGACCCUAAAGACUCCAGUUUCCAGACCCUAAAGACUCCAGCUCCCAGACCCUAAAGACUCCAGCUCGAGGACCCUAAAGACUCCAGCUCCAGACCCUAAAGACUCCAGCUCCCUGACCCUGAAGACUCCAGCUCCCAGAAGCCCCGGCAGCUCUGCAUCUUCUUCACAGAGCUCCAUAUAUAGCGUUAGAACUAUUAACGAAGCACUUUUAUACUAAUAAAGGGCUGGCUUAUCUAAAGCCAGUUGAGUAGCACUUGAAAUGUUUGGCUCUAUGAAACCUGAUGUACUUAUAUGAUUCUGUUUUCUUCAAGGUUGUGUCUUCCUGGUCGAAUGUACUUAUUGUAAGUCGCUUUGGAUAAAAGCGUCAGCUAAAUGCAAUGUAAUAUAUAGAGCUCACUGACGGAGGCAUCACUCCGUCCCAAACCUGCAGAAUAAAACAUCUUCACAGAUCCAACAGGAACAAAGACUUAGAUGUAAUAUCUUACUUUACUCUGAAAUAUUGUGACUUUACUCUAACUUUACUAACAUUAGCAUUCAACAUAAAGUGACAGCAUGGGAAUAACAUUACUACUAAAGUCAUAAUGAAUUAAAAACAUUACUACUAAAGUCAUAAUGCAUUAAAAACAUGAACGUUUUAAAGUGUGGCCGACAAGAAGUGGAUUUUUGUUUGUGUUGAUUUUUACCUUGAAACACAAAAAAAUACUUUAACACCUUUUUCUAUAUUUUCUAUAUCCGUUGUUUUUUACUGUUUAAAACUUGUUCAUUUUUGUGUAAAACUUAACAAACUAAAUAAAAGCAUCUGAAAGAG